AUGGAGACAGGCAGUAAGACUGAAGUCCAGAGCAAAAAGCAGGUCUCUAAACCCAAUACUAAAAGGCCUAGAAGGAAAGGCAAUAUAAGUAAUACAAAUAAGCCGAAAGUAAAUGUAUUAGCUGAUGUACGGAGUUCAAAGGAAAUUGAUGGCUAUAAUGUUACUGCAAAAUAUGUUGGGGCAGGUGAACAAGAUCUUCCUGAUUUUACAGACAUUAAAUGGUAUUCAGAACAUGUGCGUAAAAGCCAAUACUUGCUUCAAAUUAUAAAACGUAGAAAUACAGAAUGCUAUCGUCCAAGAAGUGGCCUAUUCAGAUUACUAGACAACAGGUUUUUUCCACCACCUGUAAAAGUAAAACAAACAGUUGAUGACUUGGUUUUGGAUGAAGAAGAGAAAUUUAUUGAUCUUCCAGUCAAUUUAGUUCUACGAUUAAGUACUUCACUCAAAGAUUUCCUGCAAAUGCCCUACGAUUAUUUUUGUCCAACAGUAAAAUUGGGGCUAUCAAGUCAAACAUGCAAAACGUGUGGUCUUUAUCAUGCUUUCGUCAAGUCACUAAAUCGUCACAUCGAGAAGAUCCAUAAAAAAGUAACUUUAUUACCGGGACCUGCUUGGAGCCCACCGGGUGGAUCUGGACCACGGUAUGGCGCUAACUUUUACAAUUCAACUAUUGCAACUGAUAACAUGAACAAAAAGGAAAAGAAAAGACGAGAAAAGGAAAAGGAAAGGCGCCGAAAGAAAAAAGGAAAGGCGCAGGAAAGAAGAAGAGAAAAAGAAGGACGAUAG
This is a messenger RNA of Psylliodes chrysocephalus, 783 nucleotides long. The record is from the annotation of a GenBank genome assembly. NCBI's taxonomy places the organism in Eukaryota, Metazoa, Arthropoda, Insecta, Coleoptera, Chrysomelidae.